ACUGAAUGUUAGCAUAUCAACCAAUAAUUUCAUUUCGUUUCAACAUCAUCUUGACCCUUCUCACAAUCGGUGUCGAGGCGUGAACGCGCACAGUCUGGACUGCUGUCUGGUCAGACAGCUCGGGAGGCAAAUAGGAGGGGCGAGUAUCGGGGAUGCCACGAAGGACCAGAGAUGUUCUGAAUGAAAGAAGGAUCUGGCAGCCUUUGGAUAACAAUGCUGGAGAACUUGAGCGGAGCCCACAUUGAUCGAUCCAGCCCUAGAUCAUCCACAUUCAGCUUCUCUGCCCUGUUUGCUCUGCCACACCACCUUCACAUGGAUGGAAGCAGUCAUCCAUUCAGGAGGACUCUGUACCGGUUAAAGUUGGUAAGUUCUCCGAAUCUGAGUCAGCUGGGGAAAAAUGAAAAGGCUUCACUGGAGGAGAGAGGAUCCGGGCCUAAUGUCAUAUGGAACAGCAUUCACAAUGCAGUUAUUGCUGUAUUCCAAAAGAAAGGACUGGCAGACAACGAACUCUAUACACUCAAUGAAGGCGUGAGGCAGCUAUUGAAAACUGAGCUGGGCUUGUUCUUUACAGAAUACCUCCAGAAUCAGCUUUUAACUAAAGGCAUGGUCAUUUUACGGGACAAAAUAAGGUUUUAUGAAGGUCAGAAGUUAUUGGACUCUUUGGCGGAGACAUGGGACUUUUUCUUUUGUGAUGUUCUGACUAUGCUUCUAGCCAUCUUCCACCCCGUCCAGGGUAAGGAGCCAUCGGUGCGUCAGCUGGCCCUGCUGCACUUUCGAAACACCAUCACCCUUAACAUGAAGCUGGAGGAGGCUCUGUCCAGACCGCGAGCCCGUGUCCCUCCCUCCAUCGUCCAGAUGCUUUUAGUGUUACAGGGGGUUCAUGAAUCCAAAGGUGUGAGUGAAGAAUACCUGAAGCUGGAGUCUCUCAUUCAGAAGGUGGUGUCGCCGUACCUGGGCACGCAGGGACUGUGUUCACAUGAGUGUGGCGCCUCUCAGUGCUCCUGUGUUAUUGUGACAAAGAGGUGUUUGCAGUAUUGCUGGUCCAAGUCUGCAGACCUGCCCUCCAGUAAUCCAGUAGUGCGCUCCAAGAGUUACAACAUCCCCAUGCUGACCCCUGUGGCUGAGUACGACUCUGAAGUGAGCUCUGUGGGCAGCGUCGGCAUCCGGCGUCACUCUGCAUGUGAUGUCACUUCCUGCAUAGAGCCCCUGGGCUAUUCGACCCUGACUGUGGGAAUAGAGACCAUUUCAACCCCCAGACUCUCACUCAAUCACGAGCUCACCCUGUCCAGUGUGAUGCGAGGGGCUGCGGGACAGCCAGCUCUGAUUUCUCCGCCCAUCUUCACAGUCUGUCUGCAUGCAGCGGACGCCCAGAUGGCUUCAUCUGAGGUGGACAAGGCCCUUUCGUCGCCCCCGAGCUGCUCCUCCAGUCCGGAGACGAUUGUACUGCAGGGGGUAGACUCGCUGGAAUCAGAUCCUGACGGAAUCUUCAUCGACUUUUCCCACUGCCGCUCCGAUUCUUUCGGAACCAGCAGGAAAACUAGCUGAUGGAAUCCAUUUCUGUGAAGAAUCCCUUUCAGAUUUUUAUGAUUAUAAACUACCACUAUUCUGUGAACUUGUGAAGUAGCUAUGUACGUUGUGAUUUUUCAAAAAGCUCAAAAGCUAAGGCUGCUUUGUGGGAAAAAUGAUUGUUUUCUUAAUGUUCUAAACCUGUGGAUGAAUUUUUCUACUUUUUCAUAGACGAUAGGGGAGGGUAAUUGCACCUUUUUAUCGCGCAAUUUUGAGUUUAUAUCUCACAAUUCAGACUUUUUUCCCUCUGAAUUGCUGGUUGUUAAUUCACAAUUGCAAGAAAAAAGGUUACAAUUAUGUUAAUUCAAUUCACAAUUCUGAGUAAAAAGUCAUUUGUGAAAUGUAAACUUGCAAUUUUGAGUUUAUAAUUUGAAAUUGUAAGAUAUAAAUUCGUAACUAUGAGAAAAAAGGCAGAAUUGCGAUAUUGUUUUUAUUUUUAUUCCAUGGCAGAAAUAAGCUUCCAUAUUCGUUUUGUUUAAAGGUGUGGUCACAUUUACUGUUGUCAAAUUUUCGCAGGCGAAAUCCAGUCAUUUCAAAAGGAAUUCACACGGAUGGGAGUUUCACAUGAGGGCUGAAGAUUUCGCAGUGGGUUCAAGUUGGUCACAUGGAUUUACCACAUUGACCAGCAGGAAGCUGAUUGGCACAUACGUUAUGUCUGUGUGAGCUGAACUUCAUACAUCAUUUCAUAAUCAACAAUAGACAACUGGCCUUUUUUACUAACAAAAAUGUGACUGCACCUUAAAUGAGCUUCAUGUGUCGCAAUGUGUAAUGAGAUGACAGUAUGUCUAAAUGUAGAAAUCUCUUCCAUUAUUGUCGCUCUUGAUCUAAUGCCCUAUUUAUUGUCAUAGGGCUUUAAACGAAAUACAUUUAGUGCUUUUUAAUCAUU
This is a messenger RNA of Carassius gibelio (silver crucian carp), 2452 nucleotides long. Its product is annotated as proline-rich protein 5. NCBI's taxonomy places the organism in Eukaryota, Metazoa, Chordata, Actinopteri, Cypriniformes, Cyprinidae. The record is from RefSeq and is a predicted model, not a curated record. The coding region runs from base 181 to 1545 and encodes 454 amino acids. Gene Ontology annotation, biological process: TORC2 signaling. Gene Ontology annotation, cellular component: TORC2 complex. The transcript is spliced from 10 exons.